AUGUGCUCAGCCAGCAAAUCAGCUUCACGGCUGCCUCAGCCCUACGAGUUCCCUCUCAGACCUUGUGACGUCGUGGCCAAGAUCAAGAUGAAACGCAACAACUCUCCCGCCGAGGACAACACCCCUAUUUAUAUCUUCAUCCUCCUCUUUGCAAUUCUCCUUCUUAGUUUUUUGGCCACCACCGAUUUCAAGCCUCGAUCUACCAAACCUGAACAGUAA
Molecule: messenger RNA, 219 nt
Organism: Penicillium psychrosexuale
Lineage: Eukaryota; Fungi; Ascomycota; Eurotiomycetes; Eurotiales; Aspergillaceae
Product: Branched-chain alpha-ketoacid dehydrogenase kinase/Pyruvate dehydrogenase kinase N-terminal
Exons: 1
Coding region: 1-219 (72 amino acids)
Source: RefSeq, a predicted model, not a curated record